AUGGCUUUCGUCUGGGUACAGCAGUGGUUUGCUCUUCCAGUCGUUAUCGAGGAACCAAUGGGCGACCUACCACUUGGAUCUGGUCCACAAGCUUUGGACAUCACGGCAACUGGAAUUGCUCAUGAUGAUAUACAAAGCCACGCACAACACCCUUUGGGCGCUCGGUCUCCUACCAGUAGCACGCCCUUUUACUCUCAGCUUAGCUCAAUUCCUCAAUCGCAGCUACGGCGCGACCUUCGUUCUCCCGCACAUCCAAGCAGCCCGCACUACCCUCAAGACCAUGGCGCGACGUCUUUGAAUAUGAGUGCCAUGGCCGGAUCACUUCCAGAAUAUGCCUCAGCCGACGGUGCGCAUCUGCAGCAUGCCCAGCGUCAAUUGUCCGGCGCAUCGACAUCCGCACUCGUCUAUCAGCUUCAGCAGAAUCUACAAGUGCACGGCCCAGCAUCCAACACGCUCCCCGUACAUCCUGGCUACGGUGCCAGCUUCGGUCCUGGCCAAUUCCAACAAGCCUACAUACCAGCGCAAGCUUCAUCCCACUCAAACUAUACCUUUCCCCCCAACCAACAACGUGGACCGGGGCCCAAUUCCAUCCAACCACCAUACCAGAAUUAUCCACAACAGUCGCCUUAUCUAUAUUACCCUGCGCCAUAUGGGACGCAUCACUUUGUACCGGGCUUCUCUGCCCAGAACGCGCAGACUCACGCGUUGUAUGGUAGGAGACCGAGUCUUGCUUCAACGCAAGCUCCGCUGCCUGGUCAGAGUUUGGACAUGUCCCCACGGGAUGGUGUAUUUCCCCAUGGGCAUCAUACCAAUUCCAGUGCGGUACAAGUGGAUCCAGCCUCUAUGGGUUGGAUACCCGGUGGGCAGCUUGCGCAAUCUGGUGGCAUUGUUCGCCCCGACCUCGUAAGCUCUAUCCCUCGGGGUCCUCCACGAAAGCCAAAACAGUCAGGUCACGCCCUGUGGGUGGGAAACUUGCCUCCAGGGACGACGGUGAUAUCUCUGAAGGACCAUUUCUCGCGCGAUGCCACAAAAGACAUUGAGAGUUUGUUCCUCAUAUCCAAGAGCAACUGCGCAUUUGUCAAUUAUCGUACCGAGACAUCAUGUACUGCUGCUAUGCAUAGAUUCCACGACUCGCGCUUCAACGGUGUCCGAUUGGUAUGUAGGCUUCGUCGUAGUUCUGCACCGGCAUCUGGUGUGCCUACAGGACCUUCGGCCAUGGUUGGGGCACAAGCGACAAACCCGUCCCCUCCAACACCACUCCACGACGAUCAAGACGAGGGACUACAGCCAGCUACAGAGGCCAAGCUUGCACUUCAUAAAAGUGACGGAAACGUACAGGGUACUUCAGGCGCUCCUGACAGGUACUUUAUCGUGAAAAGUUUGACUUUACAGGAUCUUGAACUCAGUCUGCGUAAUGGUAUUUGGGCUACGCAAUCUCACAACGAAGACGCAUUGAACAGUGCAUUCGAGACUGCUGAAAAUGUCUAUCUUAUCUUCUCCGCGAACAAAUCUGGCGAGUACUUUGGCUAUGCUCGCAUGACAUCCCGCAUCCUCGAUGACGAUGUCCAGCUGAUUGGGUCGGCACCCAAACAAGACAACAUACUAGAGGCCACCGAUGUCCCGAAAUCGAUACCCACACCCGCGACGGAAUUUGCGCCCAAGGGUAGGAUAAUAGAUGACUCGGCGAGAGGCACAAUCUUUUGGGAGGCGGAGCUCACGGACUCUGAAGGUGAAGAAGACCAACCAGACAAAGAAGAUGCGCAGACAGAGGGAGAAGCUCCAGCUGUCGCUCAGAGCUGGGGAAAACCGUUUCGGAUCGAAUGGAUUUCCACGACCCGAUUGCCGUUCUAUCGUACACGAGGGCUUCGAAAUCCGUGGAACGCCAAUCGCGAAGUCAAAAUUGCGAGGGAUGGGACAGAGCUCGAGCCUAGUGUUGGAGAACGCCUACUCCAGAUGUUUCGUGGGCCUAUCUCCAUGCCACUGGCGCAGCCUCCCGUCGGAGCCCACAUGCGGCCUUUUUAG
Molecule: messenger RNA, 2022 nt
Organism: Paraphaeosphaeria sporulosa
Lineage: Eukaryota; Fungi; Ascomycota; Dothideomycetes; Pleosporales; Didymosphaeriaceae
Exons: 3
Coding region: 1-2022 (673 amino acids)
Biological process (GO): regulation of alternative mRNA splicing, via spliceosome; mRNA splicing, via spliceosome
Cellular component (GO): nucleoplasm
Molecular function (GO): N6-methyladenosine-containing RNA reader activity; mRNA binding
Source: RefSeq, a predicted model, not a curated record